AUGGAUUCUUUAAGUGAUUUAUCAUUUUCUAACUCAUCUGAACAAGAACAGGAUAUUGAAGACAAUCAACAGAAAGAAGUAAUGAAAAAUGAUUUUGAAUGUUCAAAAAUUAAAAAUAAAAUUGAAGGGUACGUGCAAGCAAUUGAAAAAGAGAAUGGAAAUAGCAGUGAACAAAUUUCAGACAAUUGGAAAGUCAUUUCUGGAUAUGUUGCACCUAUUAGUCUGGACAAAAUUGAAACACAAGAAGAGAAAGAAGCUCAGCUAAAAAUAAAACUAGAAAGAUUAGAAAAGGAAAUUGAAAAAGCAAGAAAAGCAACACUUCAAGCAGAACAAGUAAAAGAAGCUGCUUAUGCUGCGGCUCAAGAAGCUCACCGAAAAUAUCUGUUUUUAGAAGAUGAGAAACUUGAAUUAGAAAGAAAUUUACAACUUUUAUCUCAAGAAAAAGAAAGAAUAGCACAAGAAGUUAAAGAAAGAGAAGAAGCUCGCGCGGAGACUGAAAAGAUAGUUUAA
Molecule: messenger RNA, 510 nt
Organism: Entamoeba invadens IP1
Lineage: Eukaryota; Evosea; Mastigamoebida; Endamoebidae
Exons: 1
Coding region: 1-510 (169 amino acids)
Source: RefSeq, a predicted model, not a curated record